Molecule: messenger RNA, 1377 nt
Organism: Cutaneotrichosporon cavernicola
Lineage: Eukaryota; Fungi; Basidiomycota; Tremellomycetes; Trichosporonales; Trichosporonaceae
Exons: 6
Coding region: 1-1377 (458 amino acids)
Biological process (GO): DNA-templated transcription; nucleotide-excision repair; regulation of transcription by RNA polymerase II
Cellular component (GO): transcription factor TFIIH holo complex; transcription factor TFIIH core complex
Molecular function (GO): zinc ion binding
Source: RefSeq, a predicted model, not a curated record
AUGGCCACCGACGACCUGUACAAUCCGGGCAACUCGCCACGGUCCGAGAUCGACUCUGACGAUGACCUCGAUCGCGUCGGCCCUUCGCGUCGCAACCGUAACCAGAAGUCCAAGGCCAAGCAGAACGUCAACGCAUGGGAGGGAACGUAUAAACGCUCUUGGGACCAGGUGCAGGAGGACGAGACGGGUGGACUUCAAUCGACCGUCGAGAGCCUCCUGGCGCGGGGAAGGCGGAAGCGCGCUCUCCAGUCCGAGGCACCGCUACGCCGAUCACUGGUGCGACACAUGUUCAUCGUGGUGGACCUGUCCGAGAGCAUGCGUGACAUGGAUUUCCGACCAGACCGCUUCCAGUUGACGCUGCAGUAUCUGCGGUCGUUCGUGGUCGAGUGGUUUGACCAGAAUCCACUGGGCCAGGUCGGUGUCAUCCUCCUCCGCGAUCGGCUGGCGGAGAUGCUCGUGCCAAUGGGAGGAAAUCCGCAGGACAUUGUGGCAGCGCUGGCGGAUAAGCGCAAACUCGAGCCGAGUGGCGAGGCGUCGUUGCAGAACGGUCUCGUGAUGGCUCGCGGCGGGAUGAGCCACCUUCCCUCGACCUCAUCGCUUGAAACCCUCGUCAUCUUCAGUGCAAUCUCUACCGCCGACCCCGACGGACCUAUCAACAUUCACCAGGUUCUCGAUGAGCUGGUACAGGCGCGCAUCCGGACGACGGUCAUUUCUCUGUCGGCCGAAAUCAAGAUCUGCAAGCAGAUCGCGGAGCGGACGGGCGGCCGCUUCGGCGUUGCCAUCGAUGAGGAACACUACAAGGAUUUGCUGUGGGAGACUAUUCCGCCGCCGGCCCAAACAAUCGCGCCCGUGACUAUGGGUGUGCGCGACGCAUUAGCUCGCGGCGGACGGGCCGCACCGGGCGGCCAAACUCGACCACCACCCGCUGGCGAUCUCAUGGUCAUGGGAUUCCCGACCCGCCUCCCUCCCGCGGGUGAGAGCUUCUGCGCUUGUCAUGGCCUCCUCAGGCGUGGAGGUUACAUGUGUCCCCGCUGCGGGGUCAAGCUGUGCGAUGUGCCCACCGACUGCGAGGUGUGUGGGCUUAUGGUCGUCAGCAGCCCACACCUUGCUCGAAGCUUCUGGUUACUCUUCCCCGUUGCCGCGUACAAGACUCUACCCAUUGACGGAUUGGAAGAACUCAAGCUCGACCAAUCUUGCUUCGGCUGCAAUGAGCCGUUCCCAUCGAUGUCGUCUGUCGCCGAUGCACCACCACCAGCCGACCACACAUUGAGCCCCACCGGGCGCUACCGCUGUGCCAAGUGCGAGCACGACUUCUGCAUAGACUGCGACAUGUACGUGCACGAGACGCUACAUACGUGCCCCGGCUGCUCGCAGUAA